Messenger RNA from Dromaius novaehollandiae (emu), 2277 nucleotides. It is a transcript of the gene TSLIG1, whose product is annotated as zinc finger and BTB domain containing 8 opposite strand. The record is from RefSeq and is a predicted model, not a curated record. Lineage: Eukaryota; Metazoa; Chordata; Aves; Casuariiformes; Dromaiidae. Gene Ontology annotation, cellular component: tRNA-splicing ligase complex. The coding region runs from base 370 to 864 and encodes 164 amino acids. The transcript has 9 exons. Gene Ontology annotation, biological process: tRNA splicing, via endonucleolytic cleavage and ligation.
UGAAGCUCCCUUGGGAGCCGCCAUUUUCCGGAGGGGAAGGGGGAGGGUGCAGCGCGCCCCUCACUCAGCCCUUAAAGGGCCAGCGCCCAGCCCGGACCCGCCACCCCGCGGCGGCCUCCUGUCGCCGACCGAGUCCCCGCGGCUCCUGGGCGAGGCCCCGGCCCGAGAUGGGCUGUAGAGACAACUGGACCGGUAUAUAAACCAAGCCCGAUUAGCUGUGGAUAACCUGGCACAAUCAGUCGCGGAUCUGACCGGCAGCAGACAAGAAACAGCAUCACAUGGGAAGCCUGGCAAGACUGAAGCGUGCAUGGAGGUGGCCAUUUUUCGUGAGACCAGGAAGUGAGUGAGCGUUAUUCAAGCCCAACAGCUAUGGCAGGCGAUGAGAGGGACUAUAACCUGACGGAGGAGCAGAAGGCUAUCAAAGCCAAAUACCCACCAGUCAAGAAGAAGUAUGAAUAUCUGGAUCACACAGCAGAUGUGCAGCUCCAUGCCUGGGGAGAUACUUUGGAAGAAGCAUUUGAGCAGUGUGUUAUGGCCAUGUUUGGCUACAUGACUGAUACAGAGACUGUGGAACCUCUGGAUACUGUAGAAGUACAGGCAGAAGGACAUGACAUGCUGUCUCUUCUUUUUCACUUUUUGGAUGAGUGGCUGUAUAAAUUCAGUGCUAAUGAGUUCUUUAUACCCAGGGAGGUGAAAGUGCUUCACAUUGACCGAAUGCAAUUCAAAAUAAGAUCAAUUGGGUGGGGAGAAGAGUUUUCUUUACCCAAACACCCUCAGGGCACAGAGGUCAAAGCCAUAACUUACUCAGCAAUGCAGAUCUGUGAAGAAGAGAAGCCAGAAGUCUUUGUCAUCAUUGACAUUUAAAGCAAAAGUGUGAUGAAAUGACUGGAUACUUAUCACUGGCUAGCAGAAGUCCCUCAAAAACAGCAGUCCUCUUGGAAGUAACUAAGGAGUUGGCCAAUUCAAAUCAUAAGUUGAAGGGAGUAAUUGCAGGGAAUGUACAUCUGUGUUUUGACUUGAGGACGGUGAGCCAGACAAAGACCUGUACGUCAGGAAAAAAAACUAGUUGGGGUUUUCUGUUUGGCUUUUAUUUUGGGGGGGGGGGGGGGAGAUGAGAGAAUUGUAGGGGUUGAAAGUCUCUCAGGAAAGUUGGUAUUUUAUAUCAACUUUUAAGGUUGAUGUAUGUGUUAGGUGGAAUAUGAACUAAAUAGAUUAGUGGAGCCAGUAAUGAAAAUACUGCUUUUUUGUAGGGUGGCAGAGGAUAAUAAUUGUUAAUCUGCAUGACUUCAUUUGCAGAUUUAAAUAUUCUAAUUCUGAGGUGAUGUCCCUCCAUAUUAUUUGAAGGCUCCAAAAUACCUGCAGUGAGUCAGAUUUAAUGUAGAAAAGUUUCUGAUUGUUUGGAGGAUGCCAAAGAAAGUAAACCAAUCUUUCAAAAAACUUCUAGAGUACUUAAAGAAAAAAAAGGUAAUGCCACCAGGUGGUGCUGAAUUGCCAUAAGUUUCCAAGCGAAGCGCUAAAGUGUGUGACUAUGUAUAAUGGAAUCCUAGUAGCGCUUAUUACCACUCUGAAAAGUAGAGGUUGCUUUGCUGCUGCUGUGAAAAGGGAUGCACUGGAGUUCUUUGCAGCUCUGUUCCCAACUAUGUCUCAUCAUAAAGACAUUUCCUUUUAAAACAGAACUAAGCAGACACUUCAAAUAAGAUUCCAUUUCCUCUUAAAAAAAAAAAAAAAAAAAAAAAAGUACAGCAAUACAGAGCUUCCCCCCCGCCAUGCAGGAGGACUGUGUGGUGAGGCACGUGUCUGUAACUCUGAUUAUUCCUGCUGCUUCUGCUGAGAAGAGUUUAUGGUUUUUAUCUGUCUUCAUUAUACUACAGAGUUGUGAGACUGUGUGGCAAAUCCCGGAAAAGCUUCCUUUUGCCUUUAAUGUCAGAAAACUCUUUAACUUUUAUUCACUGAAUCAAGAAUAAUAAUCAAAAAGUGUGUGUUUUGUUUUAAAUCAUGGGACAGCUAAUGUGUGUCAUCUGCCGUCGCUAUUUAAACGUGAGAUGGGCACAGUGAAUACAAAGUCAGGGCUGACGUGACCUGUUUUUUUUUUCCUGGUAAAUGCUGCAAGUGCCUCACCUCCCGAGGUAACUUCUCAUCUUCAUUUUGUUGUAAAAUCAUCUUAAACAGAGAAGACUGAGGUUUUAUUUCCUUAUUGUGAAGAUGGGGGAUAAAAUCAUUUUAUUUUUUGAUAAAGCUUUAAUACUGAAAUAAAACCUGGACUAAGAAAGAAUUACA